Stylophora pistillata is the source of this 1522-nucleotide messenger RNA. RefSeq names its product zinc finger C4H2 domain-containing protein. The record is from RefSeq and is a predicted model, not a curated record. Lineage: Eukaryota; Metazoa; Cnidaria; Anthozoa; Scleractinia; Pocilloporidae. Gene Ontology annotation, biological process: positive regulation of neuron differentiation. Gene Ontology annotation, cellular component: nucleus.
AUUUCCAUUUUCUUGAAAAGAACAACAUGGCAUCAAGUCCCGCAAGAGAUAACGAGGAUGAUGACUAUAUGAGAAAACUAGAAACCAUAAGAGAUAUAAGGGUGAAGACAUCCCAGUUGGAGAAACUAAAAUCUCAGCUCAUCCAUGAGUUAGAUGUAGCUGAGAAGGAAAGUAAGCUGCUCAAAGACUAUAAGGGAGAAAUGGAAGCUCUCCUACAUGAGAAAAUGGCCCAUGUAGAGGAACUUCGACUUAUCCAUGCUGACAUCAAUUUGGUUUCUCGAGCGUGCCCCUCCGGGUUGGAAGCCAGAACCACAGGAACCUCCUCCUCCCCCAGUGGCAUCCCAGCUGGCUGCAGCAGCAGCGGCCGCCCAGCAGCUCGUCAACAAACGUGGUCCUCCAGGAGAACGACACUUCCGCCAGCAGCAGCCACCCCCAAUGAAAGCGUGCCUGUCUUGCCAUCAACAGAUUCACAGGAAUGCGCCCAUCUGCCCGCUUUGUAAAGCAAAGAGUCGUUCUCGACAUCCGAAGAAAACUAAGAGAAAACAUGAAGAUUGAAUAAGAAGGCAGCCGUGAGGGAUGACACGAUCAAAAAAAGUGACUUUGGCUGUAGCGUUGGAACCCGGAAGUGAACCAGGAAGAAAUAUGAAUUUUAGUUUGAAGUGCUUUAAUCGGUUUAAAUCAUCAAUGAUAAGGAUUCGCAGUUUCUCAGAUUCUCAAGUUCUUUAUGCUCUAAUCGAGACGCUGUGAUUGAGGCUCUUGCAUGAUUUCCGCGUUUUUUGAUUUUUAAUUUAAACUAAUCGAUUUGCUCUUUUAUUGCUUGUUUUGUUUUUCUGUUUGUUUGUUUCUUUUGCUUUCCAAGGAAUGGGUUUGUUGGGUGACUUGGUGAAUGAACGCAUGGAUAUUUCUACUAGACGCUAUAUUCAUUUGAUAAAGCUUUUUUUUUUGUGAGGGCCACAAGUUUAUUAGCUAUGCUAUUAUGUGUUACCCUCGUAAAAUAAAGUCUUUAUUAUUAUUAUUAUUAUUAUUUUUAGUGUGCAUUUAGAUUGACUGUCGUCGAACGAUGUUAGUCUCUAGUGAUUGUUAGAGCCACUGAAUUUUCCCUUAAUUUUUUUUCUCAUUUUCUCGCUUGCUAAAUAUUUAGAUAGUGAAUUUUUUUUUCUUUUUUUCAUUUUCUCGAUUGCUAAAAAUAUAGCGCGGCGAGAGCUUUUGAAGUUGUACCUCAGCGUGAAAUCGCAAACAUUUGCAUGGUGUUUAUAGCAAGAUAUCUCGCAGUAUUUGCCCAAUCAUAGCGGGUGCAUUUCCAUAAUAACUUAACCAAUUAAUAUAGUAGUCUACAAAGACCAAGUGACUUAUUAAACAUGGUAAAUCCAUGAAUACCGCUUAUUAGACCUAUAAUCAUAAUAUAUACAAACUGUAUUUAUUGAAUAGGAAGUUAAGAUCCGUCAUAUUAAUUAUACAUAUACGUGUUAUUUAAACUGAUAUGAUCAUAGUUCCAAAUACCAAUAAAUGUAUUUAACGGUUA